Messenger RNA from Coregonus sp. 'balchen', 42393 nucleotides. NCBI's taxonomy places the organism in Eukaryota, Metazoa, Chordata, Actinopteri, Salmoniformes, Salmonidae. The record is from the annotation of a GenBank genome assembly.
AUGUUCCCCCCCGUGGCGAGGGGAGGGGGAGGGUGGAGGGGCGGCCAUGCUCAGUCUGAUGGAGGGGAUCCAGAGAUCCAGGCUGGCUCAAUGAGAGCAGAGCGGGGGAGGCAGCUGGACAAAAUCCAUUCCCAGAGUGAGCGUUCUGCUGAGGCAGGUAGGCCGACCUUUCAGCCGUCCGAUAGGUCAACCCUUGGCAGUGUGCCUGGACAUCCGUGGUUAAACGCCAGCCCAGCCCUGGUAGCGCUCAUAGUAAAGCCCAUAUGAGCAGCAGCCAGCUCUGAUCAAUGGAGCCGACUGGGUCUGGUAACUUAUUUACAGUACUGUAUGUGACCUACGCCUCAGACAGAACUUGCUCUCACCAGGAGAGAUGACGACACAGGAACUGUACAGAGCCAGACUGUCCUGUACUAGAACCAUGGAAGUACCUACUGGUUCCUAUAAGGGCCGCCAACACUGUAGACAGGGGUGUUAAUCUUACUUUUGACGAGCUACAUGGCCUGUUUGUUCACUCACUGUAGCUAUAAUGGAAUUAGUGUUUUAUAGGCAUUGGGCAACUAAGCAGCAAUGUCUUCUCUGCUUGGUCAGCACAGCUGUAGUGGUCGAGAACAGAACAGAACAGUACAGCACAUGUACUGUACCGUUACCUCCCUCCUUCUUUAAGAGACCCUCUGCUCUUUGGUUAAAAUAACCUCUCCUGUUUUUCCCCCCAGUUGCCCACGGAGUGAGAGAGGAGCCCCAGUUUGUGACGGCGCGCGCUGGAGAGAGCGUGAUCCUGGGAUGUGACGUGUCCCCUCCCCUGGAUGGCCAGCAGCCCCCCUACGUGGUGGAGUGGUUCAAGUUCGGAGUACCCAUCCCCUUCUUCAUCAGCUUCCGCUUCCACCCUCCUCAUGUCGACCCAGAGUACACUGGUAAGAGCCAAGCCUUCCACUCUUCUCAUGUUGACCCAGAGUACACCGGUAAGAGCCUUCCACUCUCCUCAUGUCGACCCAGAGUACACCGGUAAGAGCCAAGCUUUCCACCCUCCUCAUGUUGACCCAGAGUACCCCGGUAAGAGCCAAGGAUCUAGUGAGCAUUUGCCAUGUAGCCUGGUUCCAAUGCUAUGGAAUUACAGAAAAGAACAGAACAGAACAGAGGCAGCACUAACACGCUGAUGCACAUUGCAGCCCAGAUGAAAGUGUAUUGUGGGGACGGAAGCCAUGUUACAGUAGAGCUGUGACAGUGUGAUAAUGGUUGAGACUGGGCCAUGGUUCAUGAGAACCUCCCCUGGGUGUUUAAUGGGACUAUAUCCUCUCUGUGUCUACAUGGAGCUGUGUGUCUGGAGUGUCUGGAGUUCACCAUGGCCCACUAGGCCAGAGUGGCCUGCUGCCUAACACACGCACACAAACACACACACACACAUGCACACUGUAUAAGAUCUGCCUGGCUGGCUAUUCUCAUGAAUCCCCAUUUCCCAUUUCUCACCAAGUAAAUAAUUAAUCUGGGUGGAACAGAGACUAAAUGUACUGUCAUUGCCCGGCUAGACUGGCUAGUCCUGCAAGGCAGUCAAUGUACUGCUAUAUUUCUGGGUCUUAAUGUACUGUAUUCAGCCUAUAUUUCUGGGUCUAAAUGUAUUCAUGAUGGAGAUGAGAGGUUCUGGAUUGCCUUUUACAGUAGCAGAGCUGGUAUGUGGGGGUAAACUAGCUUCUCAUGCCUCUCUGUCUCUGUGUCUGUGAGCUUUACAUCGGCAUAGCUGAAGACUGCAGUCUAUUUUGUAAUUCCACUAUGACCUUAUCUUUUACAAGGGAUUCUAUCUUAGAUCAUGUUAAAUAAUGGGGUUAUGAUUCACAUCGUAUUUGUUGUAUUUAUGUUGAAGUGGAUUAGGGGUGGCAAACCUUUCUCUUGCAGGGAAAAUACAGACUUUUACUGUUCGACUGAGUAUUACCCUUCGGCAAGUGUCUUAAUCUGUGCUAGACAGAAAUUGUAUGCUCCUCCUCUAGUGUGUUAGCCAAUUGGCCAAGGUGAUAUGCAAAUCUAACAUUUAAAAUCAGCUAUUUUUGCACCAACUCACGCAAAUUAACAAUCAAUACUUCAGACACUGUAUGAUAUUUAGUUUGUGCAUUUUUAGUUUAUAUUUUUUGGGGACAGGCUGGUCUUACAUCUCACCCAAACCCAAUUCCCAGUCUCUCCUCCAAUCAGAGCCAGGGAAAAGCCUGCAGAGGGAUUAUGGUCUUUAAAGAACUGAAAGUUUAGCUGCAUGGCUCUCUUUAGCUCUACUCUACUCUCCUCUCUCUACAGCUAUUGCAGCAGUGGAAUGGAUCGAAGCCUAUGUGUGAUAUUAAUAAACCCAUAGGGCCAUAUUCACUGUAGGCAGCAGUAGUGUUAGAUUACAGUGUGUGUGAAUGCCCAGGAAGGGCUGGUCCUGAUGUGUAUACAGUAUUGUUAACUCUGUUUACAGCACGCCUCUCGUGACAGAUUGAACCUGAGGUCGAUCUCUACCCUUCACGCCACCACCUACCCUACUCAGCACUUCAUCACCCAGGCAAAAAUAGACUGACUUUUAAAGCUUCGCCUUUUUACUGCAAGACUGCAGUCUCCCUCUUUCCUCUACCCUCUUCCCUUUGCCUUAUCGAUUUCCUGCUCAACAAAAACCUGCCGUUUUCAUCCCCAAGUAUGGCAGCUGUCCCAGGGAGAGGCUAUCUAUCGCAUCUAUAUGCAGCGCUGCUAGAAGAGCAAUCCAGCCCGCCCUCCACGGCAAUAUGUUUUCCUGACAUUCAAAAUGAACAAACAAGCAACAGUACUUACAGUACAUAUAUACAGUGGGGGAAAAAAGUAUUUAGUCAGCCACCAAUUGUGCAAGUUCUCCCACUUAAAAAGAUGAGAGAGGCCUGUAAUUUUCAUCAUAGGUACACGUCAACUAUGACAGACAAAUUGAGAUUUUUUUUCUCCAGAAAAUCACAUUGUAGGAUUUUUAAUGAAUUUAUUUGCAAAUUAUGGUGGAAAAUAAGUAUUUGGUCACCUACAAACAAGCAAGAUUUCUGGCUCUCACAGACCUGUAACUUCUUCUUUAAGAGGCUCCUCUGUCCUCCACUCGUUACCUUUAUUAAUGGCACCUGUUUGAACUUGUUAUCAGUAUAAAAGACACCUGUCCACAACCUCAAGCUGUCAAAGGACACCAGAAACAAAAUUGUAGACCUGCACCAGGCUGGGAAGACUGAAUCUGCAAUAGGUAAGCAGCUUGGUUUGAAGAAAUCAACUGUGGGAGCAAUUAUUAGGAAAAGGAAGACAUACAAGACCACUGAUAAUCUCCCUCGAUCUGGGGCUCCACGCAAGAUCUCACCCCGUGGGGUCAAAAUGAUCAUAGCAAAAAUCCCAGAACCACACGGGGGGACCUAGUGAAUGACCUGCAGAGAGCUGGGACCAAAGUAACAAAGCCUACCAUCAGUAACACACUACGCCGCCAGGGACUCAAAUCCUGCAGUGCCAGACGUGUCCCCCUGCUUAAGCCAGUACAUGUCCAGGCCCGUCUGAAGUUUGCUAGAGUGCAUUUGGAUGAUCCAGAAGAGGAUUGGGAGAAUGUCAUAUGGUCAGAUGAAACCAAAAUUGAACUUUUUGGUAAAAACUCAACUCGUCGUGUUUGGAGGACAAAGAAGGCUGAGUUGCAUCCAAAGAACACCAUACCUACUGUGAAGCAUGGGGGUGGAAACAUCAUGCUUUGGGGCUGUUUUUCUGCAAAGGGACCAGGACGACUGAUCCGUGUAAAGGAAAGAAUGAAUGGGGCCAUGUAUCGUGAGAUUUUGAGUGAAAACCUCCUUCCAUCAGCAAGGGCAUUGAAGAUGAAACGUGGCUGGGUCUUUCAGCAUGACAAUGAUCCCAAACACACCGCCCGGGCAACGAAGGAGUGGCUUCGUAAGAAGCAUUUCAAGGUCCUGGAGUGGCCUAGCCAGUCUCCAGAUCUCAACCCCAUAGAAAAUCUUUGGAGGGAGUUGAAAGUCCGUGUUGCCCAGCGACAGCCCCAAAACAUCACUUAUUUUCCACCAUAAUUUGCAAAUAAAUUCAUAAAAAAUCCUACAAUGUGAUUUUCUGGAUUUUCUGUCAAAGUUGACGUGUACCUAUGAUGAAAAUUACAGGCCUCUCUCAUCUUUUUAAGUGGGAGAACUUGCACAAUUGGUGGCUGACUAAAUACUUUUUUCCCCACUGUACAUCUCAAAGUUUGGAAAAGGAUCUUUGUCCCAGGGCACGGCUCUAACAGAGCAGAGAUUGUUUCAAUCUGUUCAUCUGGCUCGACUGUCAGGGCUGUAGCAGAAGCCGUGUGGGUGCAGUGGGUUGGAAGCUGUGAGACAGAUUUCAACAUGCUUGGUUUACUCAACUUCUCUCAUCCUCUGUGACAUGACUUCCUACUUUUAGAUUUCUGAUUUAUCACCUGAGCCUUCAAAGAAAAGUCAGUCUUUUUCACUAUUGACACUGAGAGCUUUCCUAUUCCAAUCCCUGUGCUUCAUCAGGUAGCUAUGGGGAGCUGGGGACAGGGUUGCCAGGUCAAGCUAAAAUUUCUAGCCCAAUGACCACUCAAAACCCGCCCAAAAGGCCUGAAAACUAGCCCAAUUAUUUUUUUUCACAGCAAGAGAGGAGUUGCCAUAUCUAUACAAUAAACCUUUUUUCCAUAAUGUUAUCAAGCCAAUUAAGAAGGAAUAUCAUAGUAACAUGUAACGACCGUUAGAAGCAAAAUGUGGGUUUCCUCAAAAUAAUAAUUAUUGCUAGCUAUGACAUGAUGUAAUAAAGGAAUUUGAAUAUGUGACAAGCAAAAAGAUAAUUUGCUCUGAUUAAACUCGCCAGAUCAUUUUCCAUCAAUGGAUGUUGCUUUAACUCGCUUGACUGCUAUGAUUAAGCAAUAAGGCACAAGGGGGUAUGGCAUUUGGCCAAUAUACCACGGCUAAGGGCUGUUCUUAAGCACGACGCAACCCCCGGGGUGCCUAUUAUAAAUCGGUUACCAACGUAAUUAGAACAGUAAAAAGUCAUGUUUUGUCAUACCGUGGUAUAUGUUCUGAUAUACCACGGCUUUCAGCCAAUCAGCAUUCAGGGCUAGAACCAGGUUUAUAAUUGUAAAUGAAUCCCCUUUGCGCAUGUACAUAACUCUAUAGAUAAAUCCGACAGGAGAGUUUGAGUGAUGGAAGUUGAACAGAGGAUCUCGAAAUCUCUGAGCAAGAAACACUUGGAUGAACAUAAAAAAACGAAUGUUAGGCUAUUUUCUGGGAAUUGUGCUGUUAUUAUGUGCCAGAUGUUAAGACUGCAAACCUUUAUAAAUGGCCCAUUUGCAAGAUUGACUUGUCAUUUCAAUAGGCAUAGGCUACAGACUAAAAUCUGGGUUUAUGAUUCAAAUUAAAUGUUGCCAUAGUUUGCUUUGAUAAAGGCAGGUAGCCUACAGCCCCUGAUAAGCUUAUAUCUCAUUUCAGAUAGUCUACAGUAGCCUAGACAAGAUGUAGGCUAGAUGUAAACUGAAUGAUUUAGCAGCUUGCUUAGUUCAAAUUAACACACUAAUUUAUUCAACAUAAAUAGCGAGGCGAUUUCGCAAUAAUAAGUGCUUGUUUCCCCAAUAGCCUGCUGGAAUAGGCUACUGAGGAUUGGGUCAUCAGAGAGAAAGAGAGAGUAUGAGAUAAAAAGAGAGAGAUGGAGAGGAGAGGAGAAAGAAGAGAGUCAACCUUAGCUGGGAAGCGUCCAGACGAGAGAGAGCGAGAAAUAUUGCCCUCCAGGUAAUGUUAUCCAUUAAUCCUAAUACUGGCAGGCUGCUCUCCUCUGGCCAGGUUCUGUUGGUAAUUUGUUUAUUGUGAGAGGUUGUGAAGUAGUAUGGAUUGGGAACAGCUCAAAUUCAAAUCCAAUCAAAUCCCCCUGACCUUGGUCAUUCGCAUUAGCAUUCUUUAUAUUGAAACCAUCUGUAGUCAAACUGGAUAGGUUAGGGGUUAUCUAACAGCACAAUCUAAGGCCACUGUCUCACCAAAUGAACCUGCUCAGAGAACCAGAGAAGAUGCUGUUUGCAGAGCGAGCUACGUAUGUGUCAGCUGUGUGAUGUCUGUGUCAGCGCUAUGCCAGUAUACUGGUGUGUGUUGGGGGUGUGAUACUGUAGUGUAAUUAAUUAAUUGAACAGUCAGUGGAAUAAUGAAAGAGCUGUGUAAGCUUCAUCCAUGUUUAGAUAUGCGCAUCACACUGAUUGGUGUCCAUCUUCAUGGUGCUCUUUGUGUACACUGGCGGCCAUAUUGGUUGUACCUUUGGAAUCAACUCAAAUUCUAUAGUCCUGACUCCUGACCCUACCUGUGUUCUUCUCUCCCACUCCAGGUAGAGCCAGCCUGCAUGGGAAGGCGUCUCUUCAGAUCGACCCAGUGCGCUCAGAGGACCAGGGCUGGUAUGAGUGUAGGGUCCUGAUGCUGGAGCAGCAGUACAACACCUUCCACAAUGGCAGCUGGGUGCAGCUCACAGUCAAUGGUGAGUCACUGGCUGUGUCCCAAAUGGCAGCCUAUUCCCUAUUUAGUGCACAACUUUUGACCAGGGCCCAUAGGGCACUAUAUAGGGAAUAGGGUGCCAUUUGUUUCACUUUACAGUCACUUAACUGUCAGCACCAACAUAUUGGAGUGUGGUAAGUGUGGUUUGGGGAAUGGGUUUCUACAAUGUAAUCUUGUCAGAUGUGUGUGCUCGAGUGAUUCAUGACAAUGUUCACCUCAUAGCUUGCUAACAUUCCAUGCCGCCACAGAUUUCAUUGGUCUACCUCAGAUAGCUGUACUGUAGCUAACUACAUUCUGAAUAUUUUAUUACAUUUACAUUUUAGUCAUUCCUUCUCUCUGACUCGCCAGUCAGAUACAGUAGAGGUACAAUGACUUGUCUGUCUGAGAUUUCAGUGUGCUGAUUUGUUUUAUCACUUGGCAGAUGUUUGGGUUUUUAGUGAUUCUAUGUGGUACUGUACAAUCAAUUGUCCCCCCAAAUAAUUGUUUUCAUGAUUUAUGGCCUUUUCCCUAUUAUCACUCUGUCUAUGUUUAUUCUGAGAUGCCAAAGCUCUGAUGAGUGGCAAUUAGGUAUUAUUUUAGAUAAUGCCUUUUCAGGAACAUCACACAGACAGACAUAUUUCAGAUUGCCUUGGUGAUAAAGGGAUGAGAGACUAGUGAGAAAGGGAAUUGAUUGUGGCCUGUUUGACACAGUUCCGGCAGGGAACGUCUGGGAUAGUCUGGGAACAAUCAAACUGAUGACCAGACAGGAAGAAAUUCUGCACGUUUGUACUUCCCAGGAAGGCCCAAUUGGGUUAGCGGCUAGCUGCUUCUAUCUAUGUAUUUUGUUCCUGUACAUUGUUCAAGACCAGAACCAUGUAUUUACAGAGUUGGUACAACUUUUAGAAGGUUGAAUAUUGUUCUAAUUCUAGACGUUCAGUUAAAUAUUCUCCAUGUAAUGUUAAUGGUUGAUAACAAGGCUGUCAUAGAAUGUUGAAGUAUCAUGCAGAAACCUCAAUGGCCCAGCUCUCUAAAUGCAUGGCUCUGUUCAAGACCAUCUAGAGUCAAGUAACAAUGAUGCCCAUGAUCUUCACUAUUUUAUCUUCUGAAAACCAAAUCGGUUUUAUAUUCGUAUUUUCUGAUGGGUUCUGAUUGUAUUCAUUUUGUCAGAUGUUAUAAUAGACAAUAAAAAAUACUUGUCUUGGAGAAAUUGACAAUAAUGAGCUCAACCAAAUGCAGUCGUUUCGUUAGAGUCAUGUUUUAACAUUAAACAUUUUAACAUUAAACAGUGUUUUUUUUUUUUUUUCCCCUCCAGAUAGACACCUCACAAGGACUGAAGAUAUUAUUAGUGUUUAUACCGUCAGAUUCACACACUCAAAAGGUAUUUUUGGUGUGUGAACUUAUGCUCACUGUGUGAGGCUCAUGCAUAUUCUCAUAAUGAACUUCCUAAUCUGUAACUGAUUGUAUAUGCAUAUACAGUAUACUUGACAUUGGAUGAGGUUCAACAUCGGUUCACUGUAAACCUAAUGGUCACUAUGAAACUGAUAAACUAGAGAUUAAGAAGAGGGAGACUAUCAAUGAGUCCGUGUGGGCAAACAUGCAUCUACACACUGUGUAUUUGUGUCUGAGAACAUUGCAUGUGUGUAAGGGUACCUGUGUCAGUAUUUCAGCGGUUCAGUGUGCACGUGUGUUUAUGCAUGUGUGUGUAAUGGUGUGUGUGCGUUUGGCUGUGGCUAAAUGAGUUCUCUAUCUGCUGAGUUACACUCACGGUUGCCCUGCCAGGGAGUGUCACCUGCGCAGCCUCUAGGGGGGCGGGAGGGAGUGUGUGAACAUCUGUGUGUGUUUGGUUUGAAUGGCUUCCUGUGCAAGCCGGGCAGCCGGGCGGGCACACUGCCUCUCUAUGGCCGGCCUCAUCAGUGUUCACGCUCAGCUCACUCACUCACUCGCCUAUGCUGUCCCCCUCCCCUACUCCCAGACCUUUACACAAUCAAUGAGUUGUCUGGAUAAUGUGUUUGAUGUGUCAUUAUCCUGUGUGUUGGAACCAGUUGUUGGUGUCUGAGUUCAUAUAAAACAAGUCUAAAAUAUUUGGGUUGUCCAUACUUUGUUUACAGCAGUGUAAGGUGCAGGGCAUAAGGAUAAUGCCUUGUUUUCCCAAUCGGGGACUGUUGGGGCUGAACCUGAAGCCAAGCUCUCAUGUCCACUGAAAGAGCCAGAGCAAAAUGGCUGGCAGUGUUUGUGCUUGUUUUGAGACAUCUGUGUGUUGAAUUAACAUUCAGAGGCCUCAUCAUGGCUGCAUGUCCUCUCAAAGGGUUUCUGUUGGGAAGGCAGGUGCUCUCCUGGCCAGGCUUCAUCACAGAUACUAAAGGCAGCGAUUUCCUGGGGCCAGUGGAAUCUACAUAUGAUACACUCCCUGCUUUGAGUUCCUGUUUGCUGCCCUCUACUUCCUGCCAAACGGAGAGAGGAUGCAUGCCCACUCAGUGGCAGGUGUCAGAUGGCAAGAACUUGUGCCCGAAAGACAGAGAGGUCACUGUGGUGCCUCUCCUCUCCUCUCCUCUCCUCUCCUCUCCUCUCCUCUCCUCUCCUCUCCUCUCCUCUCCUCUCCUCUCCUCUCCUCUCCUCUCCUCUCCUCUCCUCUCCUCUCCUCUCCUCUCCUCUCCUCUCUUCUUAGUUUAGUAUCAUUUUACAUUUACAUUUUACUCAUUUAGCAGACGCUCUUAUCCAGAGCAUACAUUAUUAUUAUUAUUUUUUUAAUUUUUCCAACUGAGCUACAUCCCUGCUGGCCAUUCCCUCCCCUACCCUGGACGACGCUGGGCCAAUUGUGCGCCGCCCCAUGGGUCUCCCGGUCUCGGCCGGCUACGACAGAGCCUGGAUUCGGACCAGGAUCUCUAGUGGCACAGCUAGCACUGCGAUGCAGUGCCUUAGACCACUGCGCCACUCGGGUAUCAGUUAACAGUAUGCUAAUAAAUCAGCAGCUUUUGGAUAGAGUGAGAGAAUACUACGUAAGUGAGAGAAACCAUGUCAACUCACACAGCUGCAGUAACUUCAGAGACAAAUAGUUUUAAGGGGAUCUCUUGAUGCCUUGAGGGAAAAUGGUUGUUGGGUUGCGGAUGGAAAGUAAAGUACAGUAAACAGUAAAGGGCUAAAUAUAUGCUGCAAUUCGAUAAAAAUGCAUCAUGAUCCUUUCUUGCUGUAAGUAGCAGUCCUCAGGGAAAAGACGCUCUCUCUCCCACUCUGGCUGGCUCUGUGCUGUAAAUGUUCAUUUUGUCUGAAAUCUGCUCAUAAAGGGAAAUCAAAGAAAAAAGGUGUAAAAAACUGUGCAUCCCCGAGGAGCAGUCUUCCAGGGAGCAGGAGAAAGAGAGAUGGCGAGAAUGAGAGAGAAGGAGAGGAAGGCAGAGAAUCAGAGUGAGGAGGAGAGAAGGAGAAAUGUUGGGGAGCAGGUAUUGAGCUAUAAGGCCAUCUGUUCUACAGAUGGGAGUGGUGUGAAAACAGAAGCAUCUGAAUCCAGAAAUAAAGGAGACGUGAAAAUUAGGAAAUUAGGGCGAGAUUGUGAUGCUCGACAUGGCUUUUUGUAGAACAUCUCCAAAGUUCACCACUUGGUGACACAUAUGUACUGAUGUGUUGACCCUGAUGGGCGGAAAGAACUCCCCUGUCGACCAAUCCGCUUGCAGUAAAUGCCACCUCCCGUUUGCCAGCUACUUAGUGUAAAGAAAUGUUAGGUCAUCUAAACCACAUUAUAGAUGUGAAUCAAAGAUAUAGACCUGUUCAUAGAAAAUAAUCUACACCACAAUCCACAAUAUGGUUGGCCAUAGAGCACAUUUGCAUUGUAAAUCACUACAAAAACCAGAGGUGGUUACUUACAAAUGUGCAGAAAGGAAUAUACUGUACUGUAGUAACCUUUCAGAAUGACAAUACCCAAAGCAGUCAUUGAGAGAAUGCCUAGAACAGCUGUUAAAGAGAUUGAACGGGAUCUUAAGCACUUUCGUAACAUAUCAUACAAUUCAGCAGGACGUAACAUAUCAUAUGAAAUGGAAAAUGGAAAUAGAUGACGUGCACAAUUUUUGGGGACCUGUUUUGGCACGUGAGCGCUAUUUUCAAAACUACUGGCUGAAAUGUUUUUUUUAAAACUCUGCUGCAUCACUUUAAGAAGUUCCUUAAUGGUAGUCUCUGGUGGUCUUAAUACAGGAGCAUUGUGCAGUGAGGGAUGCUAAUUGGUGUGUUGUUUACUCCACACCAGGUGUGUGUGCAGAUAGAAGUGAAGACAAGACUCCCAUCGGCUAGCCAUGACCCACUUGGGUAGAGAGAGAGUGUGAUCCUCUCUUCAGCUAAGUUCAGUUCAAGUUUCAUUGUCACAUGCACAAGUACAGUGAAAUGCUUAACUUGCGAGCUCUACCCAACAGUGCAUUAAUCAAUGUCUAAAAUAAUAUAGCUAAUAAAAUUAAAAAUUAAAAAAUAUAUAUAAUAAAGAAAACACGAGAAGUAAGAGAGGAAGCUAUAUAGAGGGUCAGUGCCAAUACUGAAUGUUCAAUGUGCAGGGAUACUGGAGUAAUUUGAGGUAGAUAUGUACAUGUAGGCGGGGAUUAGGAGAAAGUGACUGGUAGCAGGAUAAAUAAUAAUAAUAGUAAACAGUAUGGCAGCAGCAUAAGUGGUAGGUGGGUGGGUGUGUGUGUGGUGGUGAGUGUGUAUUUGUAAGUGUUUGGGUGUUAGUGUGAGUGUGUUUGUGUGUGCAAGAGUGUCAGUGUGUGCGUGAUAGGCGGAUAUACAGUGGUGUGAAAAAGUGUUUGCCCCCUUCCUGAUUUGUUAUUUGUUUGCAUGUUUGUCACACUUAAAUGUUUCAGAUCAUCAAACAAAUUUAAAUAUUAGUCAAAGAUAACACAAGUAAACAAAAAAUGCAGUUUUGAAAUGAAGGUUGUUUUUAUUAAGGGAAAACAAAAUCCAAACCUACAUGGCCCUGUGUGAAAAAGUGUUUGCCCCCCCUAUUAUAACACAACUCAACUGUGGUUUAUCACACCUGAGUUCAAUUCCUCUAGCCACACCCAGGCCUGAUUACUGCCACACCUGUUCUCAAUCAAGGAAUCACUUAAAUAGGACCUGCCUGACAAAGUGAAGUAGACCAAAAGAUCCUCAAAAGCUAGACAUCAUGCCGAGAUCCAAAGAAAUUCAGGAACAAAUGAGAAAGAAAGUAAUUGAGAUCCAUCAGUCUGGAAAAGGUUAUAAAGCCAUUUCUAAAGCUUUGGGACUCCAGCGAACCACAGUGAGAGCCAUUAUCCACAAAUGGCGAAAACAUGGAACAGUGAUGAACCUUCCCAGGAGUGGCCGGCCGACCAAAAUUACCCCAAGAGCGCAGCGACGACUCAUCCAAGAGGUCACAAAAGACCCCACAACAACAUCCAAAGAGCUGCAGGCCUCACUUGCCUCAGUUAAGGUCAGUGUUCAUGACUCCACCAUAAGAAAGAGACUGGGCAAAAAUAGCCUGCAUGGCAGAGUUCCAAGACGAAAACCACUGCUGAGCAAAAAUAACAUUAAGGCUCGUCUCAUUUUUGCCAGAAAACAUCUUGAUGAUCCCCAAGGUCUUUGGGAAAAUACUGUGUGGACUGACGAGACAAAAGUUGAACUUUUUGGAAGGUGUGUGUCCCAUUACAUCUGGCAUAAAAGUAACACCGCAUUUCAGAAAAAUAACAUCAUACCAACAGUAAAAUAUGGUGGUGGUAGUGUGAUGGUCUGGGCCUGUUUUGCUGCUUCAGGACCUGGAAGACUUGCUGUGAUAAAUGGAACCAUGAAUUCUGCUGUCUACCAAAAAAUCCUGAAGGAGAAUGUCCGGCCAUCUGUUCGUGACCUCAAGCUGAAGCGAACUUUGGUUCUGCAGCAGGACAAUGAUCCAAAACACACCAGCAAGUCCACCUCUGAAUGGCUGAAGAAAAACAAAAUGAAGACUUUGGAGUGGCCUAGUCAAAGUCCUACCCUGAAUCCUAUUGAGAUGCUGUGGCAUGACCUUAAAAGGGCAGUUCAUGCUCAAAAACCCUCCAAUGUGGCUGAAUUACAACAAUUCUGCAAAGAUGAGUGGGCCAAAAUUCCUCCACAGCGCUGUAAAAGACUCAUUGCAAGUUAUUGCAAACGCUUGAUUGCAGUUGUUGCUGCUAAGGGUGGCCCAACCAGUUAUUAGGUUGUAGGGGGCAAUCACUUUUUCACAGAGGGCCAUGUGGGUUUGGAUUUUGUUUUCCCUUAAUAAUAACAACCUUCAUUUCAAAACUGCAUUUUGUGUUUACUUGUGUUAUCUUUGACUAAUAUUUAAAUUUGUUUGAUGAUCUGAAACAUUUAAGUGUGACAAACAUGCAAACAAAUAACAAAUCAGGAAGGGGGCAAACACUUUUCCACACCACUGUACAUGUAAACAGGGCUUUUAGCAGGAAUAUAUAAAUACUUAUGGUAAUAACUAGUGGUAAUAUAUAUACAGUGCCUUCAGAAAGUAUUCAUAACCCUUGACUUAUUCCACAUUUUGUUGUGUUACAGCCUGAAUUCAAAAUGGAUUAAAUAGUGUAAAAAAUCUCACCAAUCUACACACAAUACCCAAUAAUGACAAAGCUUGCAAAAUUGCAAACCUAUUGAAAGAAAUAUGUCGUUUACAUAACUAUUCAUACCCCUGAGUCAAUACUUUGUAGAAUCACCUUUGGCAGCGAUUUAAAGCUGUAAGUCUUCCUCGGGAAGUCUCUAAGAGCACCUGGAUUGUGCAACAUUUGCCCAUUAUUCUUUAAAAAAAUUCUUCAAGGUCUGUCAAAUUGGUUGCUUAUCAUUGCUAGACAACCAUUUUCAGGUCUUGCCAUAGAUUUUCAAGUAGAUUUAAGUCAAAACUGUAACUCGGCCACUCAGGAACAUUCACUGUCUUCUUGGUAAGCAACUCCAGUGUAGAUUUGGCCUUGUGUUUUAGGUUAUUGUCCUGCUGAAAGGUGAAUUCAUCUCCCAGUGUCUGGUGGAAAACAGCCUGAAUCAGGUUUUCCACUUGGAUUUUGCCUGUGCUUAGCUCCAUUCCAUUAAUUUUUUAUCCUGAGAAACUCCCCAGUCCUUUACAAACAUACCCAUAAACAUGAUGCAGCCACCACUAUGCUUGAAAAUAUGUAGAGUGGUACUCAGUAUUGUAUUGUAUUUGCCGCAAACAUAACACUUUGUAUUCAGGACAAAAAGUGUAUUUUCCGCACUAUAAGGCGCACCGGAUUAUAAGGCGCACCUUCAAUGAAUGGCCUAUUUUAGAACUGUUUUCAUAAAUAGGGCGCACCGGAUUAUAAGGCGCAUAGAAUAGAAGAUACUGCAGUCAAACGUUUGACUGGGGUUGCGUUAUGCAUCCACUAGAUGGAGCUGUGCUAAAGGGAAUGUCAACAAAACAGUCAGAUAAAGUCAAACUUUAUUAAGCGUUCUAACAACAAUUUUGGGGUCUUUAUACACACACAAGUGGUGUGGGACUGUGAGUAAGCACAGUACCGGUGUUUACUGACUACGGUAGCCGUAAUGCUGCAAGCGGUGCGGCUUUGUAGUUUACCAGUCGUACUGAAACAUUUAAUUAUUAUUAAAUUGUUUUCAUUGUUUUUUCAUACUGAAACAUUUUGACUGAGCGCCGUGUACAACCAGUAUGGAUCAACCAAUUAACCAAUUGAUCCAUAUAUAAGGCGCUCCGGAUUAUAAGGCGCACUGUCGUUUUUUGAGAAAAUUAAAGGCUUUUAAGUGCACCUUAUAGUGCGGAAAAUACGGUACUUUAAUGCCUUGUUGCAAACAGGAUGCAUGUUUUGGAAUAUAUUUAUUCUGUACAGGCUUCCUUCUUUUCACUCUGUCAAUUAGGUUAGUAUUGUGGAGUAACUACAAUAUUGUUAAUCCAUCCUCAGUUUUCUCCUAUCACAGCCAUUAAACUCUGUAACUGUUUUAAUGUCACCAUUGGCCUCAUGGUGAAAUCCCUGAGCGUUUUCUUUCCUCUCUGGCAACUGAAUUAGGAAGGAAUGCAGUAUCUUUGUAGUGACUGGGUGUAUUGAUACACCCUCCAAAGUGUAAUUAAUAACUUCACCAUGCUCAAAGGGAUAUUCAAUGUCUGCUUUUUAAAUGUUUUACCCAUCUACCAAUAGGUGCCCUUCUUUGCGAGGCAUUGGAAAACAUCCCUGGUCUUUGUGGUUGAAUCUGUGUUUGAAAUUCACUGCUCGACUCAGGGACCUUACAGAUAAUUGUAUAUGUAGGGUACAGAGAUGAGGCAGUCAUUCAAAAAUCAUGAUGAACACUAUUAUUGCACACCGAGUGAGUCCAUGCAACUUAUUAUUACAUUUAAGUAAUUUAGCAGACGUUCUUAUCCAGAACGACUUACAGUUAGUGAAUGCAUACAUGUAGUUUUUUUUUUUUUUUUUUCUUCAUACUGGCCCCCCGUGGUAAACGAACCCACAUCCCUACCUUGGACGACGCUGGACCAAUUGUGCGCCACCCAUGGGUCUCCCGGUCGCGGCCGGCUGCGACAGAGCCUGGACUCGAACCAGGCUAGCACUGCCUUAGACCACUGCGCCACUCGGGAGUCAUUAUGGGACUUGUUAAGCAAAUGUUUACUCCUGAACUUAUUUAGGCUUGCCAUAACAAAGGGGUUGAAUACUUAUUGACUAAUUUCAGCUUUUCAUUUUUUAUUCAUUGGCAAAAAUGUCGAAAAACAUAAUUCCACUUUGACAUUAUGGGGUAUUGGGUGUAUUGGGUGCAGUGACAAAAAAAAUCUUAAUUUAAUCCAUUUUAAAUUCAGGCUGUAACACAACAAAAUGUGGAAAAAGUCAAGGUGUGUGAAUACUUUCUGAAGGCACUGUACAUGUAAACAGGAGUACUUGUGACUAGUAGUUGGAUAAAUAGAUAGAUACUAAUGGUAACGGCAAUCAAUAAUGAAUGAACAGCAACGUAGUGGUAGUAAUAAAUCGAAUCAAUAAUAAUUUUAGCAGCAGCGUAGGUGUGAGGGGGAGCAGUAGUUGUUAGCCAUUAAACAGUCAUAUGGCCAGGGGAUAGAAGCUGUUUAGGAGUCUGUUGGUCUGAGCCUUGAUGCACCGGUACCGUCUGCCGGACGGGAGCAAGGAGAACAGUCCAUGUCUCGGGUGGCUGGAGUCUUUUGCAAUUUUGGGGGCCUUCUCAGACACCGCCUGACAUGUACGUCCUGGAUGGCACAAUGCUGCUGCUGUUUAGAACCAGAGUUACCUUGAGAUAGAAAAUGAAGUUGACUCAUGAGACAUAGUGUAGCAGCUAGUUAGCUUGAAAUAGAUGAUAAACCCAUAAGGAUAUUAGCGAGGCCCAGGAACAGCUGAGCAGUAUGCUGUACUGAUUGGUUUUAUUAGUGGAUGUAUUCUGUUAGAUGGUUGUGAUGUGAUACUCUUCAAUGGGUUCAUAGAGAGUAGAUUAGGUCAUAUUUGCCUAUAUUGAAGAGGGAACACAUUUCUUAAGAGUAAACUUCAGGGAUUUAUCAAUGUGUUUUUGAUUUUUUUAGCAGUAAUUCCUCAUCCCUGUGUAAUGCUGGUUAGAUAUGCAUGGGCAUAAAGACUUUUGAUAGGCUGUUAAUUUGAACACUAUGCCACAUCUCUGAAAUUCCCAACUUUUUAAAACCUUCAAGAAAUUAAGAUAUUCUUAGUGGAUAGGAAAUAUGCUAAUGCUGUUUUUUCUCUCCCAAAGCCCCUCCCACUUUUACGACCACGCCCCCACAGUAUGUGGAGGCCAAGGAGGGGGGCAGCACGCUGCUGACUUGCUCCGCCCAGGGAAACCCCAAACCAAUGAUCGGCUGGCUGAGGGAGGGGGAGGAGCUUGCAACCAGUGGAAAAUACACGGUAAGCCAAACUGGACAACAAAUGUACUGUACCUCGGGCUAGAAAUACAUGCCCUUUAAACCUUGAAUCAGCAGUGAAAUGGCCUGUGAAAGUGACUCUAUUUUAGGUCCAGGUUAAUGUUGGAUUUGUCAAUUUUAUAGGGCUGCCAUGACGUUCUUUGAUAUUUAGGGAAAUUAGCCUUGAAUGUAUAUGGAUUCCAGAUAAUUAGGCCCUUUAAGGUAUUGGAGUCAUUCAGAUGUGAAGUUGAAAUCGUAGAUAUUAUUCCUGUCUUGCAUGCUUAAGACCACCCCCACCCCACGGCUUCUGAGGAUGUCACUGCUCCUGAUGUUGUUGUUUUUUUACUAUGGAACAAAAGUACAGUAAGCACUGAACAGUAUGGAAAUAUUCAGAACAACUGAACAGUAUGGAAAUAUUCAGAACAACUGAACAGUAUGGCUAGGCUAUACAAUACAAGCUUUCACGGACUCCAAAACAGUCUCUACACAAUGUUCUCAUGUCUGAUGAAGACAAUUUGAGUUGUGAAUGGAUGAUCAUUUUGUUAAAACUGAAUAUUCGUCUAAAAACAUGCCUUUUCCUCGGUCUGGGUACUUGGGCUGUAGAUAUACCAUACAAGCUUUCACAGACUCCAAAACAAUGUGUGGUGCCAGGACAACAACCUCUCCCUCAACGUGAUCAAGACAAAGGAGCUGAUCGUGGACUACAGGAAAAGGAGGGCCGAGCACGCCCCCAUUCACAUUGAUGGGGCUGUAGUGGAGCAGGUCGAGAGCUUCAAGUUCCUUGGUGUCCACAUCACCAACAAACUAUCAUGGUCCAAACACACCAAGACAGUCGUGAAGAGGGCACGACAACCCCUAUUCCCCCUCAGGAGACUGAAAAGAUUUGGCAUGGGUCCUCAGAUCCUCAAAAAGUUAUACAGCUGCACAAUCAAGAGCAUCCUGACUGGUUGCAUCACCGUCUGGUAUGGCAACUGCUUGGCAUCCGACCGCAAGGCGCUACAGAGGGUAGUGUGUACGGCCCAGUACAUCACUGGGGCCAACCUUCCUGCCAUCCAGGACCUCUAUACCAGGCGGUGUCAGAGGAAGGCCCUAAAAAUGGUAAAAGACUCCAGCCACCCUAGUCAUAGACUGUUCUCUCUGCUACCACACGGCAAGCAGUACCGGAGCGCCAAGUCUAGGUUCAAAAGGCCUCUUAACAGUUUCUACCCCCAAGCCAUAAGACUGCUGAACAGUUAAUCAAAUGGCUACCCGAAUUAUUUGCAUUGCCCCCCCCUUAUUUAUUUAUUUUUUGUACGCUGCUGCUACUCACUGUUUAUUAUCUAUGGAUAGUCACUUUACACCUACCUACAUGUACAUAUUACCUCAAUUACCUCGACUAACCUGUACCCCCGCACAUUGACUCGGUACCGGUACCCCCUGUAUACAGCCUCGUUAUUGUUAUUCUAUUGUGUAACUUUCUUUCUUUUUUUUAAACUUUAGUUUAUUUAGUAAAUAUUUUCUUAACUCUUAUUUUUCUUAAAACUGCAUUGUUGGUUAAGGGCUUGUAAGUAAGCAUUUCACAGUAAGGUCUACACCUGUUGUAUUCGGCGCAUGUGACAAAUACAAUUUGAUUUGAUUUGAUCAGUUUAGGGAAGUCUAAUGAUGACAAUUUACAGUUGUGAAUGCUACACUCUUUUUGUGAAAAUGUAUGAUUUGUUUUGAUUAAAAACAUGCAUUUUUCUUCUAUCUGGGUACUCAGACUAAGCUGUAGAUAUACCGUAAAAGCUUUCACAGACGCCAAAACAUUCUCUCAAUCUACUCUAUUUUGGUAGCAAUACAGUAGGUUAUUGUCUUAACUUAAAAUACAGUCUGUUUCAUAACUCAUGUUAAAGCAUGGAAGGCAGUCUAUAGGUGUGGUUGUGUGUGCUGGAGGAAAUCUUCAGCACACACCACCAUCUGCCUGAGUAUACAGUGCAUUCAAAAAGUAUUCAGACCCCUUGACUUUUUCCACAUUUUGUUAUGUUACAGCCUUAUUCUAAAAUGGAUUAAAUUAUUUUUUUCGCUCAUCAAUCUACUCACAAUACCCCAUAAUCACAACGUGAAAACAGGUUUUUUGAAAUUUUCACUAAUUUAUAAAAAAACAAAACAGAAAUACCCUAUUUACAUAAGUAUUGAGACGCUUUGCUAUGAGACUCGAAAUUGAGCUCAAGUGCAUCCUGUUUCCAUUGAUCAUCCUUGUGAUGUUUCUACAACUUGAUUGGAGUCCACUUGUGGUAAAUUCUAUUGAUUGGACAUGAUUUGGAUAGACACACACCUGUCUAUGUAAGGUCCCACAGUUGACAGUGCAUGUCAGAGCAAAAACCAAGCCAUGAGAUCGAAGGAAUUGUCCGUAGAGCUCAGAGACAGGAUUGUGUCGAGGCACAGAUCUGGGGAAGGGUACCAAAAAAUUUCUGCAGCAUUGAAGGUCCCCAAGAAUACAGUGGCCUCCAUCAUUCUUAAAUGGAAGAAGUUUUGAGCCACCAAGACUCUUCCUAGAGCUGGCCGCCCGGGCCAAACUGAGCAAUCUGGGGAGAAGGGCCUUAGUCAGGGAGGUGACCAAGAAUCUGAUGGUCACUCUGACAGAGCUCCAGAGUUCCUCUAUGGAGAUGGAGGAACCUUCCACAAGGACAACCAUCUCUGCAGCACUCCACCAAUCAGGCCGUUAUGGUAGAGUGGCCAGACGGAAGCCACUCCUCAGUAAAAGGCACAUGACAGCCCGCUUGGAGUUUGCCAAAAGGCACCUAAAGGACUCUCAGACCAUGAGAAACAAGAUUCUCUGGACUGAUGUAACCAAGAUUGAACACUUUGGCCUGAAUGCCAAGCGUCACAUCUGGAGGAAACCUGGCACCAUCCCUACGGUGAAGCAUGGUGGUGGCAGCAUCAUCCUGUGGGGAUGUUUUUCAGCGGCAGGGACUGGGAGACUAGUCAGGAUUGAAGCAAAGAUGAGCACUCAGGACCUCAGACUGGGGCGAAGGUUCACCUUCCAACAGGGCAACAAACCUAAGCACACAGCCAAGACUUUGCAGGAGUGGCUUCGGGACAAGUCUUUGAAUGUCCUUGAGUGGCUCAACCAGAGUUCGUACUUGAACCUGAUCGAACAUCCCUGGAGAGACCUGAAAAUAGCUGUGCAGCGACGCUCCCCAUCCAACCUGACAGAGGUUGAGAGGAUCUACAGAGAAUAAUUGGAGAAACUCCCCAAAUACAGGUAUGCCAAGCUUGUAACGUCAUAUGCAAGAAGACUCAAGGCUGUAAUCGCUGCCAAGGUGCUUCAACAAAGUACUGAGUAAAUAGUCUGAAUACUUACAGUACCAGUCAAAAGUUUGGACACACCUACUCAUUCAAGGGUUUUCUUUAUUUUCACUAUUUUUUGCAUUGAGGAAUAAUAGUGAAGACAUCAAAACUAUGGAAUAACACAUAUGAAAUCAUGUAGUAAACAAAAAAGUAUUAAACAAAUCAAAAUAUAUUUUAGAUUUUAGAUUCUUCAAAGUAGCCACCCUUUGCCUUGAUGACAGCUUUGCACACUCUUGGCAUUCUCUCAAACAGCUUCACCUGGAAUGCUUUUCCAACAGUCUUGAAGGAGUUUUCCUUCACUCUGCGGUCCAACUCAUCCCAAACCAUCUCAAUUGGGUUGAGAUCGGGUGAUUGUGGAGGCCAGGUCAUCUGAUGCAGCACUCCAUCACUCUCCUUCUUGGUAAAAUAGCCCUUACACAGCCUGGAGGUGUGUUUUGGGUCAUUGUCCUGUUGAAAAUAGUCCCACUAAGCGCAAACCAGAUGGGAUGGCGUAUCGCUGCAGAAUGCUCUGGUAGCCAUGCUGGUUAAGUGUGCCUUGAAUUCUAAAUAAAUCACAGACAGUGUCACCAGCAAAGCACCCCCACACCAUCACACUUCCUCUUCCAUGCUUCAGGGUGGGAACCACACAUGCAGAGAUCAUCCGUUCACCUACUCUGCGUCUCACAAAGACACGGCCUAAUGUCCAUCGCUCGUGUUUCUUGGCCCAAGCAAGUCUCUUCUUCUUAUUGGUGUCCUUUAGUAGUGGUUUCUUUGCAGCAAUUCGUCCAUGAAGGGCUGAUUCACGCAGUCUCCUCUGAACAGUUGAUGUUGAGAUGUGUCUGUUACUUGAACUCUGUGAAGCAUUUAUUUGGGCUGCAAUCUGAGGUGCAGUUAACUCUAAUGAACUUAUCCUCUGCAGCAGAGGUAACUCUGGGUGUUCCUUUCCUGUGGCGGUCCUCAUUAGAGCCAAUUUCAUCAUAGCGCUUUAAAUUUUCCAGAUUGACUGACCUUCAUGACUUAAAGUAAUGAUGGACUGUCGUUUCUCUUUGCUUAUUUGAGCUGUUCUUGCCAUAAUAUGGACUUGGUAUUUUACCAAAUAGGGCUAUCUUCUGUAUACCACCCCUACCUUGUCACAACACAACUUUUUGUCUCAAACACAUUAAGAAGGAAAGAAAUUCCACAAAUUAACAUUUAAGACGGCACACCUGUUAAUUGAAAUGCAUUCCAGGUGACUACCUCAUGAAGCUGGUUGAGAGAAUGCCAAGAGUGUGCAAAGGUUCAUCAAGGCAAAGGGUGGCUACUUUGAAGAAUCUAAAAUCUAAAAUAUAUUUUGAUUCGUUUAACACUUUUUUGGUUAUUACAUGAUUCCAUAUGUGUUAUUUCAUAGUUCUGAUGUUUUCACUAUUAUUAUACAAUGUAGAAAAUAGUAAAAAUAAAGAAAAACCCUGGAAUGAGUAGAUGUCCAAACUUUUGACUGGUACUGUAUGUAAAUGGGAUAUUUCCGUUUUCUAAAAACCUGUUUUUGCUUCGUUAUUAUGGGGUAUUGUGUGUAGACUGAUGAGGGAAAAAGCGAUUUAAUCUAUUUUAGAAUAAGGCUGUAACUUAACAAAAUGUGGAAAAAGUAAAGGGGUCUGAAUUCUUUCCGAAUGCACUGUAUGUGAGACUGCUGUCUGUCUGUCUCUACACUUUUCACUGCACACAGAUUGCAGAUCGAGAAGCCCUUAAUUGGACUGUCUUGCAUGUCUGUGAUUGGACAGGAGCGUCUGUCAGUCAGGCUGCAGAAUGCCUGCAGAGGGCGGGUCCCUGAAGGGAGGAAGAACAGUCCAGGCGUGUCAAGCCUCGGCUGCACCCCCUCUCUCAUUUGUCAUGUUUUGCGUUAGUGUUCCAGUUCUCUUUAAGGAACUCAGUGAACCAUGGACAACCCCCUCUCUCCCCCCUCUCUCAGCCCCCCCUACACUCAGAUGUUUCAGAUGGAGUAAAUCCCUGAGCUUGCUGAAGGCUGCACCUAACAUUUGGACUUGAUGUGUGAUGUACAGGAAGUGACAGCUCUCUUCAUUCCCGUGUCAUAGUUUCUGUCACUCAGCGAGCGAGCUGGCCCUCUGUUUUAUCCCUCUCUCACCCCUCUCUCAUCCCUUUGUCAUCCCUCUCUUAGCCAGUCACCCUUCUUUCAUCCCUCUUUCACCCAUUUCUUUCAUCCAACUCUUACCCAGCUCUUAUCCAUCUCUCAUCUCUCAUCUCUCAUCUCUCAUCUCUCUCUCUCUCUCUCUCUCUCUCUCUCUCUCUCUCUCUCUCUCUCUCUCUCUCUCUCUCUCUCACCCCUCACUCUCUCUCACCCCUCUCUCAUUCCUUUCCUCAACCCCUUUCUUAUCUCUCUUGCUAACCCCUCUCUUCCCUCUCUCACCCCUCUCACUCACCCCUCUCUUGUUUCUCUCUCUCAUCCCUCUCUCAUCCUUUUCUUCUACCCUCUCUCACCCCUCUCUCUCACCCUGCUCUCACUCCUCUCUCACCCCUCUCUCAUCCCUCUCUCUCACCCCUCUAAUGCUCCCACACCACAGCUUCAUCAAAGGUCAGAGUGGAUGAGCCCAGGGCUUUAACAUGUUUGCCUUAGUAAAUGAUCGGAGGACUUCCUCAUGCAUUAUUAACCCCCUCCUACUGCAUCAAUAUUACAUUAUUCUUAAUAUGAAUGUUAUACUAAACAUGAAUAUCAACGGUGAGCCAAGUGCCUCACAUCAAAAUGCAUGCUUUGAUGCAGACAGCAUUUAGGCAUAUUGGUAGUGAGGGUGGAAUAUGUUUAUGAUUUGUUUGAACCCUCAAAUUGCUUUUGAUUUCCAUGUGGUUGGUUUGCUGUGAGAGGAAACUGGAAAAACGUUUAUAUACCCAAACCAAGCCAUAGUGUAUACAUUUGAGGACUCCCAUCGUAGUAAAGAGAUGGUGGUAAUGUUUGCACGCCAUGGAUAACUGGUGUCCAUGAGGACUUGGUAGAGAAUGGCAGGAAUGUGACAAUGGAGAGAAGAGGAGGAAUCAUGGUCAUCAUCUCAGCACCCCCUGCUGUUUGAGAUCCCACACAUUAAUCAAUAUGUUGUGUCUGAAAGUCAUUAUCCUCCUCCUCGUCCUUCGUCUCCUCCUCAUCGUCCUCCUCCUCCUCCUCCUUCGUCUCCUCAUCCUCCCCUCCCCAUUCUCCUUCCCUAUAGCUAUAAAAACGGCCUGCUGACUAUUACACUGCUGCAAGUGUAGUGUAGGUUACUGUGUCAUAACUGUGGCCCAGCUAUGGAGUGGGAUUAACAGGGAGUCCUACCUCAGCUGGGCUGACCCAAGGCAGGAUGGACCACUGUUUGUGUGUGUCUAGUGGCUGCUAAACUCUCUUGGCUGAAAGGUUUGAAAGGUUUGAGAGGUUUAGCAGAUUUCCUCACAUUGGCUUGAAUGGACAGGGCUACAGCUGUGUGUAACCUGAGUGGACAGAACCCAGCAACCCUACUGCAUAAAUUACUAGGGUAUUUUUAUUAGGUUGGGUUAAUGUCUUCCCUCCCUGUUUAUUGGUUCCUGUCAGUGUCCUCCUCGGCAGAGGGGUGAGGAAAUACAGGCGCACAGUGAGACGUUUCCCAGGUUACCGCUUGGAGAGAUUAGCUUCACAUCACAACCAAAGUUAAUUAGAGAAUAACCUCAUCCCCAGGCUAUUGCGCACAGUGCAUAUAAGCCUGAGAUAUCAACCACUCAAAGUUUUCCUAAGUGGGAGUGACCAUAGAAUUCUAUGGGUGUGACCUCCUGAGUAAAGUAUUUGUCAUUUAAUUUUAGCGAUUCAGACAACUGCAAGGCGUGGCUCUGUGCUUGUGGUUUGCUAGCGUAUGGGAGAGAGUUAGGGGGAAGGUGUUUCUCCCGGCUCUCUGUAUUGGCUCACGAAGGCCAAGUUUGACACAUUGGUCCACCAGACUCUUUGCGGAAGUGUCUGGGAACGAGAUUAAUUAGAGAAUUACAUGAUAAAGAGUUUAGACUUUAGAGUAUUGGUUGUAUGCUCUCUAUAAAACAUACAUUCCUACCAAAGACAGAAAACCUCAAGCCUGCCUUGAUUUUGGUGUGCCAUUUCACUAGGUAAUGCUUAUAAAUACCAUGUCUGUAUGUUUGCUCUGUCUCUCACAAACAUGUCCACCCCAGGUGCUUGAUGGGAGUCUGACGGUGCUGGGGAUCACUCGGGACGACAGAGGGGCGUAUACGUGUCGAGCCUUCAGCAACCAGGGAGAGGUGCUCCACACCACCCGUCUGCUGGUCCAAGGUAAGAGAGUAAUGGUCACACUGUAACGUCACAGAUGGAUGCAACUUCAAAGGUUGUUAUUGUGGUGUGAGGGAGAAAUCAUGACUUUUCUCUAUUGAGGUGCACACUGAUUACUGAUUAUGAGUUUUGAGGAGAAGGUUCCUAGGACAAUUGCUGGCUGAAUACUGAAAGAUCCCUUAUCAGAGAAUCUUUAGGCUAUUUUUACCUUACACCUGCUAUUAAACAUCUAUUACACACGUACAGCUAUGCAGUACAGUGUCUAGAUUGUGUUUAAGAUGGAGAAAUUAAGUCCUGCCGCUAUCCACUUAAACAGUCUCUGUUUCCUGCCUUUGUCACAGUAUGCAGGGUUAGUGUUUGAUUUGAUCAGUCUGGUCGUAUGGUUUAGUCUGUAUCAGUCAAUACUCUUAAAUCUUCUCCUGACAUAGUCUGUGGCUGCUGGUGGUGGUGGUGUGUGUGUGUGUGUAUGUGUGUGUGUGUGCGCAUAUCACUGUCUGUCUGAGGCAUACAUCACUGUCUGUCUCCGGUACAUUAACCAGACUCUCUCUUUGCUAGACAGACACAGAUCUGGUCUCUGCUCUGCUCAGAUAGAUGGAUCUGAUACAGGCUUCCUCAACUUCCUGCCUUUACGCCUCUGUCUACAUCAAACACGCACACACACAAACGUACUCACGCAUGCACACACACACAUACACACACAUUCUCUCGCUCUCUCUCUUUCUAUCAAAACAAGCACUGGAUGAGCUAACAGGCUGUAUAUUACAGACGAUGGAGCAGGUUGGUUUUAUGGUAGGCUUGUUAGGUUUGAUGGUGGUGUAAAGAUGUGUCAAUUUCAGUCAAUGUGCAAGUGUCUGAAAGGAGUAUGGGCAAGAAGUACUUGGUUACAUCGUGGAUUUUGAGGAAGGUUUACUCUACUGACCUCUAAACACACACACACACACUGCAUGCACAUGCCUGAUAAUACAUGGAAGGUGAGGGCUGUCUAGAACAGCUGACAGGUGUGGGGAAAGGUUUAAAUGAAUUGAUCUGACUCUGAAACAUCCUCAUAAACCUCAUACAUGUCUUAGAUGGUUGGAAUAAGGCUUUUACAAAUCGAGAGUGAAUUGGAAUAAAUCUGCAGAUAUCAUGAGUUUUGUACACCAGCAAAAUUGCAGCCUGUUUUUGUUUUUCACUAAGGAGUAUCCAUCCAUAAGCAGGCUCUGUGGAAAUGUGCCAGUGAAGUUGUCUAAGGCUCCCUGAGCAAUUACAAGCAGCUAUCGGAGGAGUCGUGAUUCUCACUAAAAUGAUCUGUUUUUAUUUGUUCUGUGACUUAACCACUCUUUCAGUAGUCCCUCCUGAUGUAAAAAGCCAUUCAGUGUGUAUUAAGGAAAUAAUCAGGAGGCUUGUAGCUGGGCCCACUUAUAAAAGACAGCUUACGUUUCACUGUCUGUAAUAUAGUACAGAGAGAUAGAGAGCAGAGCAGCAACCUCAGGGCACCGAGGGUUCAUGCUGUGGAGGCAUCUGCAAGUCUGGCAACCAAGUGUGUGGUUCAAGUUACAAUAUGCCUGCUUAUUGUAUCUCAUAGGCUACUAGAGAGAAGACUGUGCCAGGGGUCUACUGUACCUAUGUAACAAUAAACAGAUGCUGUCUGAAUGGGUCAUAAGAUAAUAAUUUCAGUAUCCAUAUCUACACUGAAUAAAAAUAUAAGCGCAGCAUGUAAAGUUUUUGUCCCAUGUUUCAUGAGCUGAAAUAAAAGAUCCCAGAAAUGUUCCAUACCCACAAAAAGCAAAUUUCUCUCAAAUUUUGUGCACAAAUUUGUUUACAUCCCUGUUAGUGAGCAUUUCACCUUUGCCAAGAUUAUCCAUCCACCUGACAGAUGUGGCAUAUCAAGAAGCUGAUUAAACAGCAUGAUCAUUACACAGGUGCACCUUGUGCUGGGGACAAUAAACUAUAAGAUGUGCAGUUUUGUCACACAACACAAAGCGCCUCCAACGUCAUUUUAGAGAGCCACUGGCACGCUGGAGAAGUGUGCUCUUCACGGAUGAAUCCCGGUAUCAACUGUACUGGGCAGAUGGCAUAGAGCGUGUAUGGUGUCGUGUGGGCGAGCGGUUUGCUGAUGUCAACGUUGUGCCCCAUGGUGGCGGUGGGGUUAUGGUAUGGGCAGGCAUAAACUAUGGACAACGAACACAAUUGCAUUUUAUCGAUGGCAAUUUCAAUGCACAGAGAUACCGUGACAAGAUCCUGAGGCCCAUUGUUGUGUGAUUCAUCCGCCGCUAUCACCUCAUGUUUCUGCAUGAUUAUGCACAGCCCCAUGUUGCAAGGAUCUAUACAAUUCCUGGAAGCUGAAAAUGUCCCAGUUCUUCCAUGGUCUGCAUACUCACCAGACAUGUCACCGAUUGAGCAUGUUUGGGAUGCGCUGGAUCAACGUGCACGACGGCGUGUUCCAGUUUCCACCAAUAUCCAGUAACUUCGCAUAGCCAUUGAAGAGGAGAGCGACAACAUAUCACAGGCCACAAUCAACAGCCUGAUCAACUCUGCAAAGGAGAUGUUUCACGCUGCAUGAGGCAAGUUAUGGCCACACCAGAUACAGACUGAUCCACACCCCUAACCUUUUUACUAAGGUAUCUGUGACCAACAGAUGCAUAUCUGUUUUCCCAGUCAUGUGAAAUCUAUAGAUUAGGGCCUAAUUAAUUUAUUUCAAUUGACUGAUUUCCUUAUAUGAACUGUAACUCAGUAAAAUAUAUUGUUGUUCAGUGUAGGUUUUAUUGUACACUAAAAGCCUUUAUUUGUUUCCUCUAGGGCCACCAUAUAUUAAGUCACCGCCAGAGAACAUCACUGUCAACAUAUCCCAGAAUGCACGCUUCACCUGUCAAGCAGAGGCGUAUCCUGGCAACCUGACAUACACCUGGUUUUGGGAGGAAGAUAACGUCUACUUCACUAAGAAGUAAAGUUAUAAUCGAGUGUCUGUUUGUGUGUCUGUUUGUCUGUGUGCCUUCCCUUUGGUUUUGAGUCUUUUCCACCCUGUCAUCUAAAGGCUUUAGAAUCUUGUGUCCUCUCCUGUGAUCUUCAAGUCUUUUGUUCUGUGUUUGGCGUAUUUGGGUCUUCCAGACCCUGUCCUAAUGUUGUGAAUAUGACUGUGUGGUGUGUGUGUGCUGGUGCCCUGUCCUGCUGUAGUCUGGCAGCAGUAAGAGAGGGCUUAGCAGGGGGCUGUCUGGAGCACGCCAGCCGGGUUAGCGCGGUCUGAUGACAAUACCACAUGCCUCUUAUACUGUAGUAAUGAUCUGAAGCGUAGCCAGGAGCUCUGUCAGACUCGCCCCAAGCACUGCUUUAGUUUAGUGAUGGAGACGUUUUAGAAAGAACAAGUGACAGGGAGACCAAGUGUCUGUCUGGGAGAAUCAACCUAUCAGAGAGUCCUUUAGAAAGAGGCCCAUCUCAAAUUGUUUUCUAAAGGCCUAGAAAAAGGCUGUGCAUAAUCAACCCUAGGAUAAGACACUACUAUCCUAGUUGGGCUGCUUACAAUCUUUGGUCUAUCGUUGGAGCCAACAGUCUAUCAUGAAAUGGUAUUUUUAGUCUAAUCAUACAAUUUAUUUACUCAAAUAGAUACAUAGUUCAUAGUUUAGAUGAAAAUAUUCCCUCUGCUAUUUAUUUUGCAUAAUGUCCUCUCAAAUAUUACUCAAAUGAACAUGGUGUGCAGUGUGUUUGUUCUUUGUUUGAAACACAGCAGGAAUAGAAUAUCUGCCAGUGUACUCUUCAUGAGGGUACUUCAUUUAAAGUGGCAGUGAGAGAGAAAACACGAGGGCUGCAACAUCAGGUGAUUGUGGAAAUUAGGGGAUUUAUUUGACAUACAAUUGCUCCAUCUUUUGGAACCUAUUCAGCCUGGAUGGAUUUGACCAAAUGCUGCCCUCUCAUGGCAGGCUUGUGCAAUUGCAUUAACCAGCCCCCAGUGUGUGAGUGUGUUUCUAUGUUAUGGCAUAUUCGAUAACUGUCUGCUUCCUCUCGGCAGUGACCUGAAAAACCGAGUCCGCAUCCUCAUCGACGGAACCCUCCACAUCUUCCGGGUGAAACCAGAGGAUGCUGGGAAAUACACCUGCAGCCCAAGCAACAGCCUCGGAACUCCACCAUCAGCAUCAGCACACCUCUCUGUUCAGUGUGAGUGUUACCAUGGCGACGGAGGGAGGAGGAGGGGCAGACGAGGCUGGCUGGCUGUACUGGAACAGGAUGAGAAACAACAGUAUCACAGCCUGCAUAGUGGCAGCCAGAACACUGCUGCUGUAUUGUCAUUGGUGUUUCAGUACCAUACAUAUCGCCCUGCUGAAACCUUUCCACCUUUAGCUGAAUUUCAGAGUCAAUGGUCGGGACGAGGGAAUGAUUAGAUAUUCCUAAUACUCAUCAUCUUGGCAGGGCCACUCUCAUCACCAUAUUCUUAGCAUUUUUUCCCAUCUAUGAUUCCAGUCUCUGUAGAGUUGUUUAUCUUCCAUUGCUAGACACUGACAGAGACAGUCUGCUAGUCUCACCCCAUAGCAUGCUGCUCAGUCUGUCCUGGUCUCCUCAAUGUGCCGGACUGAAUUGAAACGGUGACCUUUUAGUUCAUCUGCUAUGUGGGAGGGAAAUGCCACCAGGCCGGACAUUUUUUUUAAACAUCAUUCUAAGCGUGUUUGCUACUAUGCUAAUUUCCUCUGGAGUCGCUGGUCAUUGAUUUCUGUGUUCUGAGAGAGAGAGAGAGAGAGAGAGAGAGAGAGAGAUAGAGAGAGAGAGAGAGAGAGAGAGAGAAGAGAGAGAGAGAGAGAGAGAGAGAGAGUAGAGAUGAGAGAUAUCUAGAGAGAUAUAAUAGGCUAUCGAAUAUAUCUAGACUCUAUACUACUACUAUCUCUCAUCUCAUAUCUCGCUAAUACUUAGCUCGUCUCUCUAUCUCUCUCUCUCUCUCUCUCUCUAUCUCUCGUCUCUCUUCUUCUCGCUCUCUCCUCUCUGCUCUCUCAUUCUACGCCUCUCUCUCUCUCUGUUCUCUCUCUCUCUCCGCUGAUGAAUCGGAGAGACCCCUUCUGCCUCCUACCAUGCCUGUUUGUGAUUGUCUUCAGAGUGUUACCCAGACCCCCUUGCUGAAACGAUAAACCAAUUCUGACAGUCUACAGAACUGUCCUUUUUUCCUGUUAUGUACUAUCCAAGUUGAUAGCUAAAGACAAUUAGUUAGCAGCUAGCUUGGGCCGCCAUUAAGUAACUUAUAAAAUACUAUUUCUUAAAUGGUUUCCAUACCGACCAACGUAUUAUAGGAGAAGUACCUGGCAGUUGUAAUUGUGAUUAAACAGUUUCAGACUUUAUGCUCCAGUCUAUUUUCACUAAAACCAUCUCCUGUCCAUCUGCACAAAAACUCAUGCUCUGUCCUCUUUGACCUCUGACCUCUAACCUCUGACUCUCAGACCCUGCCCGUGUGCUCAACAUGCCCUCCGUCAUAUAUGUCCCACGGAAACUGCCAGGGGUCAUCCGCUGCCCGGCGGACGCCAACCCGCCGGUGAUAUCAGUGAAGUGGGAGAAAGAUGGCUACCCUCUCAGAGUGGAGAAGGUCAGUCUCAGUCUGCCGCUGUCUAUCUAGACUGAUGCUGAUUACACCUCAUUCACCAUAACAGCUGUUUACAAAGUAUCCCAGAGUAGAAUUGCUGAUCUAGGAUCCCUUUUAGGUUUUCCAUUUUAGACCAUAAUGAAUGCGAUAAUAUGGACACGGAUCCUAGAUCAGCACUCCUUCUUUAACGCUCUUUGAAUACAGGCCCUGACAUGCUGUGGAGAAUAUUGCAUCCCUGUGAUGUUAAGUGUACCUCCUCUCUCCUGUCCCAGUACCCCGGAUGGAGCCAGGCGCCGGAUGGGAGUAUUCGGGUGGCGGAGGCCACAGAAGACUCCCUCGGCACCUACACCUGUAUGCCUUACAACGCUCUGGGUACUAUGGGCCAGUCUGACCCAGCCACUCUGGUGCUAAAGGUACUGGUACUGGAAGAAACCUCUGACCAAAUGUGAUAUGUGUAGUCUUCUUUCUCCCCCUUUUGGUGAGACUUGUUGUGAGACUUGGUCUAUGACAUUGUGUGUGUGUUGGCCCACAGGAUCCCCCCUACUUUAACGUGAGGCCUGGCGGGGAGUACCGCCAGGAGGCUGGUAGAGAGCUGGUCAUCCCCUGUGCUGCCUCGGGAGACCCUGAGAUACCAACCAUCACCUGGAGGAAGGUAUGAAACCACACUACAGCUGGGAUUGGUCUGGGAAGAGAAACAUGGAAAACUCUUAACUGCUUUUGUAAUAUGACAACCAGUGAACUGUGUGUGUGUGUGUGUGUGUGUGUGUGUGUGUGUUUGUGUGUGUGCAUGUGUGUGUUCAAGGUGGGAAAGCCCAGCAAGAGUAAGCACAACAUCCUAUCCAGCGGCAGCUUACAGUUCCUGUCCCUCAGCAAGGAGGAUCAUGGGGAAUGGGAGUGUGUGGCCACCAAUGUGGUCACCAGCAUCACUGCCAGCACGCGCCUCCUCGUCAUCGGUACCGUCCACUGUGACAUCAUAACCCUCUGUCCCCAUGUACACUACCAGUCAAAAGUUUGGACACACCUUCUCAUUCAAGUGUUUUUCUUUAUUUUUACUAUUUUUUACAUUGUAGAAUAAUAGUGAAGACAUCAAAACUAUGAAAUAACACAUAUGGAAUGAUGUAAUAACCAAAAAAGUGUUAAACAAAUUCCUCAAAUAGCCACCGUUUGCCUUGAUGACAGCUUUGCACACUCUUGGCAUUCUCUCAACCAGCUUCAUGAGGUAGUCACCUGGAAUGCAUUUCAAUUAACAGGUGUGCCUUCUUACAUUUACAUUUACGUCAUUUAGCAGACGCUCUUACAAAUUCCACAAAUUCUUAAAUGUUAAUUUGUGGAAUUUCUUUCCUUCUUAAUGCGUUUGUGCCAAUCAGUUGUUGUGACAAGGUAGGGGGGGGUAUACGGAAGAUAGCCCUAUUUGGUAAAAGACCAAGUCCAUAUUAUGGCAAGAACAGCUCAAAUAAUCAAAGAGAAACGACAGUCCAUCAUUACUUUAAAACAUCAAGGUCAGUCAAUCCGGACAAUUUCAAGAACUUUGAAAGUUUCUUGAAGUGCAGUCGGGAAAAACCAUCAAGCGCUAUGAUGAAACUGGCUCUCAUGAGGACCAACACAGGAAUGGAAGACCUAGAGUUACCUCUGCUGCAGAGGACAAGUUCAUUAGAGUUACCAACCUCAGAAAUUGCAGCCCAAAUAAAUGCUUCACAGAGUUCAAGUCACAGACACAUCUCAACAUCAACUGUUCAGAGGGGACUGUAUGAAUCAGGCCUUCAUGGUCGAAUUGCUGCAAAGAAACCACUACUAAAGGACACCAAUAAUAAGAAGAGACCUGCUUGGGCCAAGAAACACGAGCAAUGGACAUUAGACCGGUGGAAAUUUGUCCUUUGGUCUGGAGUCCAAAUUGGAGAUUUUGGGUUCCAACCGCCGUGUCUUUGUGAGACGCGGUGUGGGUGAACGGAUGAUCUCCGCAUGUGUAUUUCCCACCGUAAAGCAUGGAGGAGGAGGUGUUAUUGUGUGGGGUUGCUUUGCUGGUGACACUCUGUGAUUUAUUUAGAAUUCAAGGCACACUUAACCAGCAUGGCUACCACAACAUUCUGCAGCGAUACGCCAUCCCAUCUGGUUUGGGCUUAGUGGGACUAUCAUAUGUUUUUCAACAGGACAAUGACCCAACACACCUCCAGGCUGUGUAAGGGCUAUUUUACCAAGAAGGAGAGUGAUGGAGUGCUGCAUCAGAUGACCUGGCCUCCACAAUCCCCCAACCUCAACCCAGUUGAGAUGGUUUGGGAUGAGUCGGACGGCAGAGUGAAGGAAAACUAGCCAACAAGUGCUCAGCAUAUGUGGGAACUACUUCAAGACUGUUGGAAAAGCAUUCCAGGUGAAGCUGGUUGAGAGAAUGCCAAGAGUGUGCAAAGCUGUCAUCAAGGCAAAGGGUGGCUAUUUGAAGAAUCUCAAAUAUAAAAUAUAUUUUGAUUUGUUUAACACUUUUUUGGUUACUACAUGAUUCCAUAUGUGUUAUUCCAUAGUUUUGAUAUCUUCACUAUUAUUCUACAAUGUAGAAAAUAGUAAAAAUAAAGAAAAACCCUUGAACAAGUAGGUGUGUCCAAACAUUUGACUGGUAUUGUAUGUCUGGUGAUCCUAGUCAUCAGUACAGUCCCCCCUGUGUUUUCUCAGCUCUUCAGGGUUCAGAAUUUCAGUUAAUCUGAAUUGAAGUGGAAUUGAAGUGGUUUGACAGCAACCCUGCAGCUCUCUGUUCCAAUUCAUGAUGACCCUAGUCCUAGCUGUACUGUAUGUAUACUGAAGUACUGCUUAGACAAGUGACUAGCUUGUGCAUGUUUACAGUACAUAUAAGUAAUAAGCAUGCCUCAGGACUCUCACAGUCAUACAACCUAGCUGGCACUUUCCCAAGUGUCCCCUCACUGGAGUGACAGGUGACAUGUCAGAGGUGCUGAGUGUCAGAGGUGCUACGUUUCUGACCGUAGUGGUCAGGACAGCAGGUCUCCAUUUAAUCCCAGUAAAAAGGUGCUGGGUCUUGGCCACACAGCUGGGGCCUGGGAUGAUGACGGUCUGGCCAAGCCAUAGAUCUUCACUCACCUUUACAUCACCAUUGGUCAACAACACCUCACAGUACAGGGCAUUAGCCAAUCAGAUAGGCCAUUCACAGCCAUUGUAGACAGUUGUAUAUUGUAGAGGACUGUGAAUGGUAAUGACAGCACAAUGUUUCAUUAUUUGACUUAAUAGGACAAAUAUUUGGACAAUGAUAGUGAUUCAGAGUGAGAUGGCUUUUUAUACAUUGACAAAACAGCUGUUAUGGGAAUAACACACUUGACCCAUACUGUGGUUAUUGAAGGAUUGUAGAAUGGUCAUCCUAACCUUCACUGUACUGUACAUAUAGACCUAACAGAUUGCUCUAUCACUCUUUAGUGUGGGCCAGAGCAAUAUACAGUAGAGAGAUAUAGAGAGGUAUACUGUAGAUGGCUCUGGUAUUAAAUAUGACAGUCUCUUUUCUCUGACCCUCAGGCACCAGCCCACACGCUCCAGGCAACAUCCGUGUGUUGCCCUCGGUGACCUCGGCCAACGUGUCCUGGGAGCCGGGUUACGACGGAGGCUUUGAUCAGACAUUUUCAGUGUGGUACGGCCCAGUGUGAGUACUCCCAGCAUGCUCUAGUCUACUAUCACAUCUUAUACUCAGAUUGCAGCUGAUUCCCCUAAUAGAGGUGGGAGGACAGAGACUUUGGGGAUUGAUCUGCAAUAGAUACGGUAUGUAGGGAUCUUAUUUGUUAUCAAUAAGGAAAUAUUGAUAAUUGAAUUACUUGAAUUACUGCAACAGUAUCCACUACCAUCAACAAAUACCAUUUUGACAGCACUAUGCUGAUGGGUUAUUACUCAGUUCUCCAGUAAUAACACUCAGUUACUCAGUAUUUGUAUUUACAUUAUUUUCAUUGUUGAAGAGUAGGGCAUACAGUAAAUCACAGAAGAUGCAUAAUUCAUGUGUUCAUUUAUUAAAGGCGUAAUGGGAUGUAAUGGAAAGACAUUGCAGUAACAUUCUAUUAGGCAACAUCCACUAGGUGCCAUAAAAUCACUAUUAUCAUUUUAUGUACAUGUCAGCAGUCAUAUGAGCCAUACUGUGUUGAAUGGGGGCUGUGUGUGAUUAAAUCAUCUGAUAGAAGUGGUGCUUUUGGCAGUCUAAUAUUAACAGCCAUUCUCAUCCAUUUCUCUGUCAUGGCCUGAUGGCACUUAAUGGACAUUUGUUGACUGUAAUAUUAAACCAUGUGCUUCGAGGAACAUUGCAUAUACAUGCAGGCAUCUCUUGUGUACUUAAAUAAUGAAUUACUUUGUACAGAGAGCUGUUGCUGAUAAAUGUAUAAGUCAAAUUGAUCUAAUUACCUUUAGUUUAGAUUACAGAGAUGAAGACUGUGAGGAGGACAUUAAACAGAGUGAAAUAUAGCCUAGCAACUGUAUUGUAUUGCAACACUGUGGCCCAUUGCCUGUGUAGUUUGACAGAGACACGCUACAUAAGACUAGCUAUCUACACCAUAUCUGCUAUAUGAGUGUUACCAGUAUGGUCCAUUGACCUUACAGUCAGGGUGCAGGUUAGUUAGUAUUGAUACCUCUCUCUGUGUUUCUGUUCCCCAAGGUUGAAAAAGGAGAAUUUUGGCCCCCAUGACUGGCACUCCAUGCCGGUGUCGGGGUCUCAGACGUGGUUGGUGGUGCCGGGGCUGGAGCCCAGGACAGAGUACCAGUUCAGCGUCCUGGCACAGAACAAGCUGGGCACAGGCCCUUUCAGCGAGGUCGUGACGGUUAACACAGUAGGUAGGUGGCACCAGCACCAGAACAGCUUCCUACACUAGACUGAUGCUGUCUAUACUUGUAUUUUGUAUUUAUUAUGGAUCCACAUUAGUUCCUGCCCAAGGCAGCAAGCUACUCUUUCCUAGGGUCCAGCAACAUUAAGGCAGUUAUAUACAAUUUAAAAUAUUACAUGACAUUACAUUUCAUAACACUUUUCACAACACAUUAAGUGUGUUCCCUCAGGCCACUAUCACAUAUCUACAAUACAAAACCCAUGUAUAAGUGUGGAUUUAGAUACCUGUAGAUACCUAGAAUAGACUCUUUGUAAUGCAUGUUUUUUUAGAUAACUCUAUAGCUUAUGUUAUGCCUUAACUUGAAAUACAACGGAUUUGCAUUUAGAUGUUUGCACAUCGAUUUGUCCAUUUCAGACAUGUCAUGUUGGUUCUGUAUGCUCACUAUCAUUGAAACUACUGCUCUCUAGAGCUAUCUUCUAGAAUGCAGUUUGUAAUUGCUCUCACCAUCUUCUGUUUAUCUCUGAUUGAUCACAUGUGAAUGAACUGGUUUGUUAUGGCUGUUUGAAUUGGUUAACUUCCUUCUAAAACUGGUCUGUUCUAUUGUCCCGUUAGUGUCUCCCCUGAGUACCCCUGAACCACAGGUGCUUCUUACUCCACCACGGUGCCUCACAGCCAAUCGCACGCAGCACGGCGUCUUACUCACAUGGCUCCCGCCAGCCAAUCACUCCUCGCCUGUCGACCGCUACAUCAUGGAGUUCCGUCUCGGAGAGAGGUGGGAGGUCCUCGACGAGCUGAUCCCUGCCACUGAGACUGAGCUGAUGGCCAGGGACCUCGUCCAGGUAACGGACCGUAGAUACCUCAAUGUAUAAUCAAUGCUCUCUGUUUAUAGUGACAGCUGCCGAUGUGUAAUGACUGUUCAUUAGAGUGUCAUAAACUGUCUAUAAGAUAAUAAAAACACUUUAUGAAUGACUUGUAAAUCCUAUAUAAAUCAUUCUAAGUAUACCUUCAUGUAAAGCGUUAUCGGUAUUCUUUUGCAGAAGGCAGUUGUUUUGGGGUAAUGACACCUUUAUUUUGAGACAAUUGUUAUGCUGAGGGAAAUUGGACUGUGGAUGUGUUAUGUGUGUGGAAUGGACAGUUGUCUUGUGUCCCUGGCAGGAGUCGUGGUAUGAGUUCAGAGUCAUGGCCGUCAUGGAUGACCUCGUCAGUGACAGCAGUAAUGUGGUGGGAGUGUCCAGCACAGGUAAGUGUUACACCUAAUAUAUUACACACUACAAUUCAGAAUUAUUCAAAUAAUAUUCCCAAAUAGCUACAAUGGAAUGGAAUCUUUUCAAAUGCUGCUGAUAUGUCACUCCAUUAAAUCCAUUUACCUCCAUGAGGUUCAUGAUUUGAAAGUGAAGUUCAUGAUUUGAAGGUAAAGUCCAUUUCCACCCCCCCAUUUCUGAACCCCUGGGUACCUCUUCCGCCUCAGAUCCUUUCCCCCCUACAGAGGUGACUGAAGAGGGGUUGGCGCGGCCUGUGGUAGCGGGCGUCGUGGCAACCAUCUGCUUUCUGGCGGCUGCAGUGCUCUUCAGUACUCUAGCAGCCUGCUUCGUCAACAAACAGCACCGACGCAAACUCAAACGCAAACCAGGUAUGCUUCCACUUCUUCUAACUGUCUAACUUCUACUGUCCAUUCUCUGGUCUUGGUUGUAAUCUCUAAAUCUCUGUUUUGUCUCUUCUAAGACCCUCCCCUGUCUGUAACACACUUCAGGAAAAGUAUUGACUCACCGUAAGUACUAAAGUCAAACCCAGAGAGAAAAACAGGAGCCAACCUUUUGAGCUCUUAUGCCGAUUCACAAUGCAGUAGUCACUGGAUUGAAUUUAGAUGCAACAAUAACUCCUCUUUACCUGUUUUAGGGUUAUUGUUAUGGUCUCUGUUCGCUUCACUCCUGUUCAGUACCAACUGUCAGGGCAGGGUAGUUUUGCUAGGACAUGAGUAUGGUUUGGAUGUAUAUUGUGUGUAUUUCAAGGGUUUGGAGAGAGGUCUAUGUUAAAAGGAAUUGGAUGUGUUGACUUGUUGGAAUAUCUAGAUGGUCAAGUUAAUGAAAAUGGCAUUAUAAUGUAUGUUCCAGUUGUUUAUAUCUGGUUUAAGUCUGGUCCUCUUGUGACUCCAUGAUGGUCCCUCCUGUGUUGUGUGGAGGUUUGGUUUAGUUGACAGAUGACCGUGGCCCAUGUCGUUUGUGUGUCUCCCACCGCAGGCCUCCUCUCACCCCCUUGCCUGGGGUAGAGCCCUGCUGGGACGCGCCAGCCAGGAGCAGCUACAUGCCCCCACCAGCCAGCUCCCUGUGAGUGCCUAGCUGCUUGCACCAUACCAGUGUGUGCUGUGCUGCACUACGCUAUGCUGGCUUGGCUGCAUGGAUAAUAUAUGAAUUUUAUAGAUUUUAUUUACUUAGUGCUCUGCUGGCCUAACCGCAUGCACAGUAUACAGUAUAUGCACCAUAUAGGGAUUUGUGUUUGCGUUGGCUCAGCUGCAUGUACAGUACUGUGUAUAUGCACUCUAUAGUUGACUGUGUUGUUUACAAUGCUGCUCCUGGUGUGUGGCAAAUAGAAAAAAAGGCCUAGUUGGAUGUCAUCUGCUUUAUUUUUAUGCCAUACAAGCAUUUGGCGCAGCAUAUGUCCCCAACAAGACAAAUGGGCCUCGGUUUUUACCCAAGAGCGAGUAAAAAAAGAUCUGUGAGACGGUUGUCAUGGCUGCUUGGUAACGGUUCCUUUCUCAUACUGUCGCCAUGGCUACAGUCAUUAGCUUCAAUGUUAGCAGAAUGCACUGGAUACUAUCAUAAUGCAGAGGUUGAAUACAAAUGAAACAGGUGUAUUUGCUUUGACAUGGUGCCAUGGCUUUGGAUUUUCUCAUCUGUCUAGCAUAGUAGUGAUGCAUACUGUGGUUAACAUGCUAUUUUACUGUGUACAAUUAGGCUGUUUAUUGAUUAAUAACUGCUGUUUAAGGGGUUCAUUAUGAAGCCAUCAUGUUUGAGUGUCUGCCUCUGUGUUGGUUGUCUCUGACAGGCUGUCCUCUGGGAAGAUCAGUCCAGAGAGCUCCCCUCCCGCCUCGCGGCCCCAGUCCCUGUCCUCAGAUGGGGCCCACGGCCCGGGUCUGUACGUCAGGAGGCUGCCAAGCCCUCAGAGAGACAAGGACAAAGAGCUCUCCUUCUACAAGAAAACCAAGCGUGCCAUAGCCAGCAAGAAGUACAGCGUGUCCAAGCAUGAGGCAGAGGUCACCAGCCCCAUCGAGCUGAUCAGCCGCGGUCCCGACGGUCGUUUCAGCAUGGCCAGCCCGCCAUCAGCCCACCGCCGCAUCCAGGGCUUCCCGUUCGCCGAGGAGUCCGACAUGUACCCCGAGUUCCGGCAGUCCGACGAGGAGAAUGACUUUGACGCCGGGCCCCUGCCCCCGAUCAUGGCCACACUCCGACCACAGCUCUCACCAACAUCCUCCAGCCUGGAGUCCACGCAGCCCCCCAACUACAGCCCCCGCCUCCACAGGCCCAUGGAAGGUAUGAGCUUUGUGGAGGGCAGUGGGCAUCAUGCUGCAGGGCAGGCCCCAGCCUCCCGCUACAGGGACUUUCCACAGGUCCCCUUCUAUGGGUAUCUAGGCAGCCGCGGGGAAUCGGGGAUCCCGCCACCUUUUUACAUGCCUGACAUCAGUCCGCGUAGCUCCGCUCUGUCCUCCCCCCCAGGCACUGCUGACGGGGGGCCCUACGGUUAUCCCUCCAUCCCAGAGGAGAGGGAAGAGAUGGAGCUCCAUCAUCAGUACACUGCCUCUGGCCAUUCCCUCCCACAUCCACACAGCCCUAUCCCUCGCUCCCCUCGCUCACCUGACAGCUGGCAGCCUCACGAGUUCCCCUUCCUUGGUCUGGAGGGGCCCCGCUUCAUUUAUCCACCUCACCACCCCUUACAUCAUCACCAGGACCUUCCCGACCCUCCACCGUACCCCCCUCUCCACCCCAGCCGCCUGCACCUCCCAAGCCCUCGGCUCCUGCAGCUGGAGGUCCCAAUGGCUCCGCAGGGCAGGGACCGACCCCCAGGCCCUCCAGCUAGGCGCUUAGCUAUGCAACAGGCCCAGAGUCUCGGCCAGCUCAGACACACAUCCCACGGUGUGGGUGUACCAGUGUUGCCUUACCCUGACCCGGCAGCCCGUGCAGGGAGCCCAAGCACAGCCCCUAGCAGCAGCCCCCAGUCCUGGCUCAGCCCGAGGUCAGGGCGUAGGACAGACCCCUCCUUGCCCCCGCUGGUCCUCCAGCCCUCCCGCCUGUCCCCCCUCUCCCAGAGCCCUCUUAGCACCCAGCCAGGUUCCCCAGAUAUUCUAGUCCGCCCCCCGCCCCACCCCAGCAUCCUCCGCACAUCCCGCUCUCUGGAGAUGCCUGAGAUCUCCAUGCACCCCCAAGCCACCGUCAGUUUCUCCCGAAGGUCCUCCCUGGCCACCUCCCCCACCCAGGGCCAGCAGGGAAGCCGCAGGCCCAGCCCCAGUUACCGUCCCCACAUGUCCUAUGCCUCCACAGCAGCCAGUUACCCCUCCCAGUCCCCCUCUCCCCCCUUGGAGGGCAGGGAUGUGUUCGGGCAGUGGCCGUCCCAGAGGAGGACAGAGGAGGAGAUGCUGCCCUCAGAGCCCUCCCAGCUCCAGAUAUCCGCCUCAGGGUAGGUGACCUACACCGGUCCGGCAGGGACAGCAACGCACUAACUAACGAACACAAUAAACUUCUCCAACCUGGGCACUCAAUUCUAAAUGUAUCCCCAGUUUAUAGAGUAUGACGUAAUGUUUUACUUUUGGCAUACCAAUAAUACAUAUUUAGGCUUAUAUGCAGAAAGCAUGUAUUUGCAUCUGGCACACAUCUGAUCAGUCAUAAACAAGUUAUUAAUUCAAAUUUUGUCAAUAUACCCAUUUGAAUCAAGGCAAAUUAUGAAAUUCAUACUUUUAAAGUGUAGGUUUUACAUAAAAAGUCCUUAUGACACAUUUUAUAAUUUAACCCUAGAACAAAGUCACAUCUAAAAUAUUGAUAUUGAUCUUUGAAUUCUGUAAUUAUUAUUUAUAAGAUAUUUGUGUUUUUCUCUGUAUGGCGACUCAUUUUCGGAAGAAAAGGUGAUUUUUAACUGCCUAACCAAGAAUGUGUAAAACGUUACAAUUGCAUUAAGAUGCAAUCUGCAACAAAGGAUUUCAGGUGGCAGACUUAUGGGAUCUUUGAGCGAAUGCUUCACUAAAUAAUUAACUAGCAUAUAGAGUGUUUUUUAUUGAUUGAAUACUAGGGUAGUGAGGUAAUAUUUUAUCUUACAUAUUUAGUUGAUUUCCUUGAAUUAUAGCCCACCUAUGACAUCUCAGCAGAGGCUUUCCUUGGCAGCUACUGUUAUUUAACUGGUGGUAAAUGAUACUGUAGCUAAACUAAAAUAUUACUUUAAAGGUUGAGUGCCUUCCACCGCUCAAAUGAAAUAUGAAAUGUACAAGGUAGCAAAUUUUUUCAAAUGAUAUUCAGCAUCAUUAUUGCCCAGAUAAGCCUUCUAAUUCAGGAAUGAUCUUCACACAUUUGAAGGCCAAAGCAGAUUUUACUGCACAUCUGAGAUUUAUGGCCAAACACCUUCUUUUUUUCUUUUUUUUACCUGAGACCAUUUUGACUACUUGAUAAUCUCAAAUUAUGAUCUAUUAAACCCACAUAGUCAUACAGUACAUGCUCUGCAGGACAAUAGAAGACAUACAAGAGAGCAAUAUACCUGAGGCGCAUAUAAUCCCCCCCUUUUGACUGUAUACCUACAUGCUUCUCCCCUUCCCCCUCACACCCACCUCCUACCUUUCUGAAUCCCAGGGAUUGCCAGGUUAGUGUAAGCGGUCACACUCUUUUUCCACCCCUUAACAGUGUCAUGGUCAUUUGGGCAAGUAUAGUGUAGGCCUGGCCUGCUGGUUUGUAGAGUGUGAGGGCUCAGGGGUCUUACCUCAUCUGUUUUUGAUUGAUCUCAGCUAUCUGGGCAGCGUUGUUGUGAGCCGGUCCCCUACGCCGCAAUAGGUAAGGGUCGGACCCAUGUCUGAGAGGGGAGGUGUCAGCAGGGGAGGGCUCUAAUCACUCUCUCCUUUAAAGGGGAAUCGCUGACUUUGGGUUGAGCCUCUUUACUGGAUUCAAGUUUGCUAGCUCAAAUGCUAACUGCUAACAUACAGGUUACAUUUCUUACAGUUCUUUGGCACAACAUGCCUGCUGUCGAGCACAGUGAUUAGGCUGGUGAGCAAUAUUAGGAGCUGUUUUGGACUGUGGAGCAGUAUUUGAAAUACAGGCACGGUUUCCCUGCACUCAAAAAAGCCUUGAAUCAAUAGAGGACCCAGAUUACUGAUAGACUGGAGUAUUCCCCUUUAAAGUUUUGUUCCAUGUGCAAAAUGCCAUGCAUGCCUUCUCUAAAUAUCUCUCUUUUGACUCAAACGUAUAACAAUAAUUCUCAAGACUAAAUUCUUCGUCACAUUCGUCGUCUUAAGUGCUUUCGUUUCUGUCAUGUGACUGUUUUUAAUGACCAUUUCCUCUUCCUGUCAUGUGACUGUUCUUUAACGGCCAUUUCCUCUUCCUGCCAUCUCCUCCCGUCAGCAUGGUGAAGCCUCUGUACACAGUGUUCAUGUUGAUGAAAGUGUGCUGUACAGUGUUCAUGUUUGAUGGAAAUGUACCGUAUCUAACUCACUGUGGCCCCUGCACACAGUAUUUGGGAUUAUGAAAAUGCAACUGUAUUUAUCUAACGAGUAAUGCUUUAAUUUUCAUAUUUGUCUCCCCUCUCUGCUAAUGGCUCUCAAUCUCUCUCUCUACAGUGACACUAUGAAGGACAACACCUCUAAACCUUUGUGUUCCUACAGUAUGCCUUUUGAAACAAUAUGUUUUGGCAGAAUCACUUGACUUUACAUAUCGUCGAGUUAGGUUUUGAAGCUGGUGUAUUCAAUCCAUUGAAUGGCAACAAACAUUUAAUCUCAUGAACCUGAACAUAAAUGUUUGGUGUUGAUGAGGUUAUUUUGGGUCUUAGUAUCAUUACUUGCAUCUUUCUAUGAUGGACUGCAAAACAAGAGUAUUCAUUAUGAGGUAAAAGUAUAUUUCAAAACAGAUACCUUUCUGUGUAAAGCUCAUCAACGUGCUUCAAUUUGACAUGGAUUUAGAAUUAGCCAAUGAUAGAUACCGCUCAUCUUUAACGCAUUAAAAUAUAUUCAGUAUUAGGGUGAUUUUGAUUGAUAUGUCACUCAUAAAAUGAAAAUAAUCCACAUAGAGCUAUCAAAAGAUGAGAAUCCUCUUUGUUGCCCCACUCAACAAAACAGACAAGCCAUGGAUUCUCACUGUAGAGCAAGAGGAGCAAUUCAGUAACUAUAGAAACUGAAGCAUUUCUUAUGUAAACUGUUCUUACAAAUACAGUAUAGAGAUUAUUUUCAUUUUAUGGGUAUCUGAAAGUGACAAAAUAUUGACGUAUUCCUUCAUAAUUUUUUUGAGAAUUAACACAGUUCAUCCAUAGUACUUUAUUAAUUCCUCACAAUCUAAAGCCAAUGAUUUUCUCAACAAAUCAUCAGUUUAUUUAUGGUUCAAUAUUACAGAGCCUUUCGGAAUCAAUGUCCUCCUGACUCCCCAUCUGACUAAUCACUGAGGAUAGCGCUUCCCGGUGGUGGGUUAAAGUAAAGCAUGUGUAUUGUGCCUCUCUCCUCUUCUUUCUAGGGAACCUCUAGGUGCGUCUAGUGAUCCUGCCGGGUCUGAGAGCUUACAAACACUGCUACACCACUGUAUUACUAAAGCCAAGAGAGUGGCUGCGAACACCAAUAACAACUCCACUUCCAGGAGAAGAACAGGUCAGUCUCUGAACUAAAGAAUAAACCACAGGCCGACACACAACUGUUAGAAGAACCAAAAAGAACAGCAUUUAGUGAGUUCAUUGUAGCCUGUUUGUGCUGUAAAGCCAAAUCCUAUCAUUGUCAUGCCUAUGUAACGACCAUAGUUGUUGGCUUUACAGCACAGACGAGUCAGAGGCCAUACUGAAUGACUUGGUGUUGUAUCCUCAAUAACACUACCUCUCCCUCCCUAGGUGUGUCUCCCUCUCAGACCCAGCAGCAAUCCCAGACCCCCCCGGCUCACAGAGAAGAUCUCUACCUCCACAGGAAGAGGAAAAGGCAGAACAGGAAGAGCCCAUAUCUCUUUUUGUCCUCCCUCCUGCGCCGCAGCAGACGCUCUGAGGAGGACCAGGCAGCCAUCCUGGCCAGUACAGACUCAGACGGGCCCAACUACGGGACUCUACACUGA